AUGGCGGCCUCCAGCGAGUUCGCGUCUGCCAUGACCACCCGGUCGCUCCGCAUGGUCCGGACGGAACUAGAAUUUCUUGCCGACGCAUCCGUGAUCACUCCCCAUCAGCUCUCCUCCAUUCUAUCACAGCUGCCCGCCGAUUCCAACGUGCAUGCCCCUCGGGCGGCGCAGGCAUCAGCAUCGCCGCCCCGACAACUGGCGCAACCUGUGCCUACGCAACAUGUUCCAGUGCAGUCGCAGCCCUCUCCAGCGCCUUAUACGCCCUCAUACUCGCCUCCUACCUCGCAAAUGGCCAAUGUGUUGGUGCACGAGAAGGCCGCGAUGCAUAACCAAUACGCCAGCCCGCCUCCUGUAGCCCUGCCAGCUUAUCCCCAAGUCCCGCCGGUUCUCGGUGUUGCGGCGGCCAUGUACGCAUACGCACCCACCGAUCCAGGUGAUUUGGCCCUGCAGCCACAGGAUCGUAUCCAGAUUACUGAGCACAUGAAUGACGACUGGUGGCGUGGUCGCAACGAGCGGACUGGCCAGGAAGGUAUCUUCCCUCGAAGCUAUGUGAAUGUCUUGGAUGAGAAGGCUGCUGCCUCUGCGCCCCCGCCUACAAACUAUGGAAACAUGCCUCUUGCAGUCAGCCAGAGUGGACAGCCUUCAAACCCGGAUGAGCCGAAGCAGCCCAACAAGUUCGAGGAAGGAGGCAAGAAGUUCGGAAAGAAACUGGGCAAUGCCGCAAUCUUCGGUGCCGGUGCUACUGUCGGCUCCAACAUCGUCAACAGCAUCUUCUAA
Messenger RNA from Penicillium paradoxum, 777 nucleotides. Its product is annotated as SH3 domain-containing protein. Lineage: Eukaryota; Fungi; Ascomycota; Eurotiomycetes; Eurotiales; Aspergillaceae. Gene Ontology annotation, biological process: protein transport to vacuole involved in ubiquitin-dependent protein catabolic process via the multivesicular body sorting pathway. The record is from RefSeq and is a predicted model, not a curated record. The transcript is spliced from 4 exons. Gene Ontology annotation, cellular component: ESCRT-0 complex. The coding region runs from base 1 to 777 and encodes 258 amino acids. Gene Ontology annotation, molecular function: protein binding.